UAGACAGAGGGAAUUGGCCAGACACAGGAAGUGCAGCAACAAAGAGGAACACAUGAGAAGUGAAGACUUGCAAAAUAACCAAAAGUUAUUUUUUUACUUUUUCCUUAAAAGAAAAAGACAAAUCGUAGAGACGCAUGGAGGUGACUUUGGUCAUCGUAGUCUUCCUUCUGAAAGGAUUAUGGGAGACAGAAGCCUUCUCAGUAACAGGAAACGUCGGAGACGAGGUCAAAAUAAUGUGCACUCAUCAAAACGCCUUCUCCAACGUCAAAUAUUUCUGCAAGGGAAAGUGUAACGACAAUGACGUCCUAAUAACAAGCAAACAAGACUCAAAUAGGAAAUACAAACUUGAAGAUGGUGGAAAUACAUUCUACGUGCGUAUACAUGAUCUGAAAAUGGAUGACACAGGAACAUACUGGUGUGGCAUAGAAAGAGUUGGUUUGGACACAUACAACAGAGUAGACCUCACAGUCAAAGAGGAAGAGGCUACAAAUUCUUCAAACAAGUUGACGGAAUUUACAAACCAGCUUGUGUAUAUUGGAGUGAGUCUGGGUGUGGUUGUGCUGAUUCUGGCGAUGGCCCUUGCGAUGUUUUUCAGACACCGAAACAGAGAGAUCAGAGCCUCUUCAGGAAAGGACCAUGACAUGUCUGCAUGUAUGUAUGCAACACCGUCUGCUCAGAAACGGCAUGCGCAUCAUGACAUCACUGCUUCCUCAGCAAAUGAGGAAACAGAGGACGCAGGCUCCAGCAGAGGAGAUUGCAGACAGGACAUGUACGCCAGCCCCACUGUUUCAUCAGAUCCUCAGGUUCAACCAGACGGCCUCUUUUACUCAACUGUUAGCUUCACUAAGCACAAAGGCUGCAAAUCAUCCAUGCCUCUUACUACAACACCAACAUACUCAAUCAUAAAGCACAUAUCUGCUGAAGAGUCCACAGUCUACAGCAAUGUCUGACUUGCUGAUUGUCUGUACACUAUGUGCUGUAAGAUUCUGCAAAGCUGUGCUGAGACUAAAUGAUCAUGUUGUUGCUUAGUUAAUUUAUUAUUUCAAUUGAUGUUGGACAGAUAAUUUACAUUUAACAAAAGUUAUGUAUCACGUUUCUAGUCAGUGUGUGAGUUUAUUUUUCUGAGCGUCCCUACGUUUGACAUAUGCAUCCUGUGAUUUACAAGAUGCAGGAACUGAAAAAGUGAUGUGAGCAAAGGAACCACUGGAAAAAUGUCACACCUACAGCUCUACCUUCACUUACUCACGCAUUAUGAUUAAUCACCGGAUUUACUUGAAAAAAGACUCAGAUUAUAUUUAGAAUUGGAAAAAAGGUGAAGAAGAUGAGAACCGGUGAUGUGCAGAGAAACUGAAGUAAAACAAAGGUGAGACAGAGAAUUGACCAGACGAUGCUUCUUCUUGGAAUCCCUGUCAGACAUUGCUGAGAAUAUUUGACAUCAAUAUGGCCUUUUUAAGACAUACUUGAUGUAACCUCUUUAAAAACAGUGAGUGAAUGAUCAAACAACCAAAAAUAAAAUAAUUUUUAACA
This is a messenger RNA of Mugil cephalus (flathead mullet), 1527 nucleotides long. RefSeq names its product CMRF35-like molecule 1. The record is from RefSeq and is a predicted model, not a curated record. The coding region runs from base 135 to 950 and encodes 271 amino acids. Lineage: Eukaryota; Metazoa; Chordata; Actinopteri; Mugiliformes; Mugilidae. The transcript is spliced from 5 exons.